UGUAGUAGGAAAAUUUUCCGUCAAAAAUUUUGUUUAUAAAAACACGUAUUUUUACCCUUGAGAAAAAGUGUCCUGUGGUCCAGACAAAUGUUUUAAACUUGGUGAAAACGUGCUAUUUGUGUUCUGGAGAGUGUUCACUUUAGUGUAACCUUGCAAUGGAUUCAGCAAGGCAGCUGCUGGAUGAGCUAAUGGGUCGAAAUCGCAACUUGGACCCAACAGCCAAAGCAAAAAAACUCAAUUGGGAGGAUCCUGAGUUUUGUCAGUAUUACCUCGUGAAAUUCUGUCCCCAUGACCUUUUUGUGAAUACGAAGGCCGACCUGGGACAAUGCCCUAAGCUCCACGAUGACGAGGCAAAGCGUCUGUACGACGAGGAGCCGCGCAACUCCAACAAGAAGCGACAGUACGAAGAUGAAUUCCUCAGGUUCUGUAACAAUAUGGUCAAUGAGGUGGACAGAAAAAUCCAGAAGGGAAAGAUGAGGUUACUUCUGAUGAACAGAUCCGACCAGUCACCGUCCAGUCAGAGCCCUUAUGUUUCUAGGCAGCAGGAACAGCUGAAUGUUCUCAAUGAAAAAAUCAAGAAGCUCGUGGGAGAGGCUGAAGAAGCUGGACAUCGAGGAGAUGUGGAUCAGGCUCAGGGCCUCAUGAAGCUGUGCGAUCAGCUGAAGGAUGAGAAGGAUGCUCUGGUGAAGAGUACCGAAAGUACUCACUGGUCCAUGGAGUUAGUGCAGGCACAGGAGAAGCAGAUGGAAGUAUGUGAAGUCUGUGGGGCAUUUCUCAUCGUUGGAGAUGCUCAGCAGCGAAUUGAGGAUCACCUGACGGGAAAACAGCAUUUGGGGUAUUCCAAGGUGAGGAAGGUGAUCGAUGAGAUGUACGAGAUACGUCGCAGAGAACGCACAGAAUCAGAGAAGAGACGUUCAGAUGAUGAGCGACGGUUAAAGUACGACAACGGGAGCGGAAGUGACCGUAGAAGAGACGAACGAUAUCGAAGACCAAGUCGAGAGGAUCAUGAAAGACGUCGAGAUGAGCGCCAGAGACACCGAAGUGGAGGCAGCGAUCGCGAUCGUGAAAGGGAUAGGGAGAGGGAUCGUGACAAGGAUAGAGAUCGCUACAGGAAUAGACAUCACCGCGAUCGCAGGCGAAGUCGGAGCCGCAGUCAGCAUUGAUGUGAUUCCUUCAAAAAAACAAACAUUUUAGAGGUACCCCAGAAACUAUAAAAAAAAUAACCCAUGGAUCCAGGUAUGUGGAGUUUUUUCCUAUAGCAAUUGCUUUUUUUUUUACAACAUUUCCAAUUUUUAUUCUUUAUUUUUAUUAUUUUCCAAAUAUUUUUAUUGAUAUAUUGCCAUGGUUGUGUGAAAGAUUAUUUUUCCCACAAUGAUUUCGUUUUUUCUCAGUUAUUUCUUUUUUUUAAUUUUGUACAAAGUCGUAAAAAAAUAUUUAUUUAAAAAUGCUAAUUUAUUGAGUAUGGAUGGUUCAAUGAAACAUGUGUGGGAAGAAAAAUGCUUUUGAAAUGAAUUUGUGGUGUGAGAGGAAAAAGGUGUAGGGGGAAUCCUUCUCAGCUGUGGAUAUUCACACGGAGACAGAGAGAAAAACCAAGUAAAAUUAUUUUAGAAUUUAAACAAAUUAAAUUGAGAUAAAAAAAAAAGUAGUUAAGAAGAAAACUCUAUAUAGGUCUUUGAUAAUGUCUCACAAAGAUGUUUGUUGGCCAACACAUCUCUCGAUAAUUGAUUAAAACACGGCGUUCUAAAUCAGGUUAGUAACUAAUAAUACACAAAAUUAUCCCGCCCAUCAUGAGGACCGGAGGGCAAAAACAAAGAAAAGAAAUUACAAAUUAUAAUCCUGAACAUUUCUCUUCUUUUUCCUCCCCAUCAUUCGUCUUAAGAAAAUGUCUCACAGCCUCAUUUGUAGAAAAUAUUUUGCAACAGUGACAAAAGGCGUCAAAAUGAAAGGUAUACCUCUGACUCUUUUCUUUUUUUUUGGUGUGUGUUGACAAUAAAAAAAAAUAUAAAAGAAAAUUGUAGGAAAAAUAUUUAGGUAAAAGAAAUUGAGAGAGAGACGGAAAUGGGAGACACACAGAAAAUGAUAAAAGAAAAAGCGCGCUUAAAAUUUGUACACAGCAAUGCAACAGCGAGAAUUUUCGAGGUAUUUAUGAAAUAAAAUAAAAUAUGGAAUUAUAUUUCUAUUAAACAUAAGAACAAUUAACUAAAAUGUUACAUUUUUUUCAAAGAUGCCUUUUUUUAGAGACCGUAGAGACUGAGAUAUAAGAUUAAAAAAAAAAAACAGAAAACAAAUGAUACUGUGAUAAAAUUAUUUAUUACAGAAGGAAAACCUUUAAAAAAACCCAAAGUACGAAAAGAAAACACAGAAAGAGAAGCAAAUUUUCCGUGUUUCUGGUGUGUGUUGUGCUCUUGUUUUUAUUAUUUAUUUUUCUACCACAUAAAAAUCUUUCAAUAGAAGACCCAAGAAAAAGAAACAGUUUUUCAAAGGACAAAGACAAGAAAAAAGAGACAUUAGAAAAAUGAGCUCAAAAACGAAAGAAAAAGAAACUUAUAAAUUAUGUGUUAAAUUCGUGCGAAUUUUGUGAUUUUCAUGUGUGGAUGUUUUGGGUUAAAAAAGAUCUUCUCUGCUACUUUAGGAUAUUUGCAGAAAGAUGGAAAUGAUCGUGGUCAACUCUAAAUCAUCUUGUGUGUUAAUUUUGAAAGAAAAAAAAAAGAAAAACAUACCAAAAGAAAAAGAACAUAAUUGUGAACAUUUGCAAAACAAAAAAACUGUAGAGCGAAGUAUUUAGGACAUCACCCAAAGGAUUUGUUUGGACUUCAUUCGGCCAAUUCCUCGAGGGAUUCACAGAAGGAUUCCAGAGAUGGAUAUAGAGAGAGAGUUACAGCCUAAAAAUAUACUGGAGGUGCGUUCAAAUGAUUUUUUCAUUUUACUUUAAUUUUAAACUCUGUAUAGAAAAUAUCUAUGCAUUAUGCUAAUGAACAUUUAAAAAUAACCAAAAGGAAAAAUGUGGAGAGAAAUUAAUAAGAAAGAGAAGGAAGUUAAUUGAGUGGAAAAGCUGAAAAGGAAAUAUUUUCCUUAAGAAUAUGAAUGUUUUUUUUUCUUCUAAUUUUCUUUUUAAUUAGCAAAGUGUACUUGAGAGAUAUUUUCAUCUCUAAAAAUGAAAGAACUAUUUUAAUCUAA
This is a messenger RNA of Phlebotomus papatasi, 3177 nucleotides long. Its product is annotated as luc7-like protein 3. Gene Ontology annotation, molecular function: mRNA binding. Gene Ontology annotation, cellular component: U2-type prespliceosome; U1 snRNP. NCBI's taxonomy places the organism in Eukaryota, Metazoa, Arthropoda, Insecta, Diptera, Psychodidae. Bases 156 to 1163 code for a protein of 335 amino acids. The transcript has 5 exons. The record is from RefSeq and is a predicted model, not a curated record. Gene Ontology annotation, biological process: mRNA splice site recognition.